Messenger RNA from Equus caballus (horse), 3447 nucleotides. RefSeq names its product solute carrier family 25 member 22 (gene SLC25A22). The record is from RefSeq and is a predicted model, not a curated record. Gene Ontology annotation, biological process: L-glutamate transmembrane transport; aspartate transmembrane transport; malate-aspartate shuttle. Gene Ontology annotation, molecular function: L-glutamate transmembrane transporter activity; L-aspartate transmembrane transporter activity. Lineage: Eukaryota; Metazoa; Chordata; Mammalia; Perissodactyla; Equidae.
GCCAGGGAAAGCUGAGGUGAAGGUCACCAGUCCUCGGAGGAACCGGGGGUGUGAGCCAGCCGUGUGACCCUGGGUGGCAGUGCUGCAGGGGCGAGCUGGUGACAGCUGGCCUCUGAGGGGGCCACCGGGGUAGGCGGAGGGGAAGGCCCCCUGCAGCUCAGCUUUCAUGGCUGUGCUCCCCAUGGGAGGCCCCCGAGGCUGGCUUUGGCUCCCCAGCCCUGCGCCAAGUGAGAGGGGCGCCUUCUACCCCCACCCGUAGUGUGGGUGCGGGGACCAACCACAGGGAGCCUCAGAAGGUCUGCUGGCCCCCUCCCCUGUGCCCCACACACCCCUGAAGCUUCCAGAGGUUCUGACUGCUGAGCUCCUGUGUGUGUGUGUCUGUCUGUCUGGGAGUGAAGUUCCUGGCGGGGGGACGCAGGACUGGGUGUGGGGGAGUACGUGCUUCUCUGAGGGGAGGGCAUGUCCCUGGGUCCAGCAUGGUGCUACCAUGAGAGUGGGAGGCAGGGGACUGCGCCUGUGGUGGCUGUCUACCUGGCAGCUGUGAGCUGAGCCCAGGUGGGGAUCCUGGGGUGCCGGGGAGGAGCCUGUGAGGAGACUCCCACCGCCAUCCUGAAGAGGGCAGGCACCAGCUGCCUCUGCUCAAGGAUAGGGGGUAGCCACAGCCCGUCCAAGGUCCAGGUGCCCUCACUGGCUCAUUGCCGCCACUGCCCCCAGAGGCGCAUGGCCCUUUAAAGGCUGAGCAGGAGCGUGAGCUUGUGAACGUGUGAGAGGCCAGCUGGGAGAACGCUGAUGCCGUGAGGGGACAUGAGGGGAAACCGGGUGGCCCCAGGGAUGGGGCCGGAUGGCGGACACCUCCUCCCACGCUGCACUCCUGGGACAUAUUGACGGCCCAGCUAGGUGGUGGACCAAAGCGGUGGUUUUGAAAUUCCCCUGGAAGCGGAGGACUGGCCCUCCUCCCCCUCUUCCGGCAGUACCUCCCCCACCUGGCAUCCUCUCGGGGCUCCCACCUCGGUGUGCUGGAGUUAAAUGGCUGAUAAGCAGAUCAGUCUGCCAGCCAAGCUCAUCAAUGGCGGCAUCGCUGGGCUGAUAGGGGUCACCUGCGUCUUCCCCAUUGACCUGGCCAAGACGAGGCUGCAGAACCAGCAGAAUGGCCAGCGCAUGUACACCAGCAUGUCUGACUGCCUCAUCAAGACCAUCCGCUCGGAGGGCUACUUCGGCAUGUACCGUGGAGCCGCCGUGAACCUGACUCUCGUCACCCCCGAGAAGGCCAUCAAGCUGGCAGCUAACGACUUCUUCCGCUAUCACCUCUCCAAGGAUGGGCAGAAGCUGACCCUGUUUAAGGAGAUGCUGGCGGGCUGCGGAGCUGGCACCUGCCAGGUAAUCGUGACCACCCCCAUGGAGAUGCUGAAGAUCCAGCUUCAGGAUGCAGGACGCAUUGCCGCCCAGAAGAAGAUACUGGCUGCCCAGGCCCACCUCUCAGCCCAGGGGGGUGCCCAGCCCUCGGUGGAGACUCCGGCUGCCCCCCGGCCCACGGCCAUGCAGCUGACCCGGGACCUGCUGCGGACCCGCGGCAUCGCCGGCCUCUACAAGGGACUGGGGGCCACGCUGCUCAGGGACGUCCCCUUCUCCAUCGUGUACUUUCCCCUCUUCGCUAACCUGAACCAGCUGGGCCAGCCGGCAUCUGGGGAGAAGUCUCCUUUCUAUGUGUCCUUCCUGGCCGGCUGCGUGGCCGGGAGCGCAGCGGCCGUGGCCGUCAACCCCUGUGACGUGGUGAAGACGCGGCUCCAGUCGCUCCAGCGCGGUGUCAACGAGGACACCUACUCGGGGAUCCUGGACUGCACCAGGAAGAUCCUGCGGCACGAGGGCCCCUCCGCCUUCCUGAAGGGCGCCUACUGUCGCGCGCUGGUCAUCGCCCCGCUGUUCGGCAUUGCUCAGGUGGUCUACUUCCUGGGCAUCGCCGAGACCCUGAUGGGGCUGCUGCAGCGCCCCCAGCCCUGAGCCCAGGGCCGCCCCACGCCCACAGCUGAGCGGGACCAGAGUGGGGCUGGAGCCGGGCGGCCAGCCCAGGACCAAGCAAGAGAAAGUCUCUCCCCAACCCCCCGACAUGGGCGGGGGGGGGCAGAGGAAGGGGCACGGGGUCCACACAGUGGUGCACACACAGGCCCCUACGGGGUCCUGCCUGCACGACUACUGGGAUCAAUGUCUUAUUUAUGUAGAAAACGCAGAAAUCUUUACAUUCCCGGAACCAGCCCUGCCCCAGCUCCACCCUGGCCUGAACACCCCCAGGGACAGAGCUGGUCUCUGGGCUGGGGGCCCCAGGCCUGGGCUGGGCAAGCUGGACCCUACCCUCCAGUCUACCAGCUCUCGUCCCCGAGGCUUGGCCCCUAGUCCACAAAGGGGACCCCGCACAAACCUAUUUAUUAACUUGCCAGGCACAAGUGGUUCUGUCCAUCCCUCCGUCCGUCAGUCCAGCCUCCCCCUGCUGCUGCUCUUGCCCUUGGCCAGAACUCUACUUUGCCCCCCACCCCGGCCAGCCUUGCAGGAGGAUCGGGGUCUCCUGCCCCCCAUAUUGAGCCAGGAAUCCCGGGCAGGGGUCACACUGAAUUCUGACUCCCAGGGCAAGCACCCCCCCACUGUGGGACCCAGCAUCCCUUCUGGUGGGCCCCUCUGUCCCCACCCCAGGCUGGGGGCCCAGAGCAUGUGAGGUGUGUGUGCAUGUGCGAAUGUGGUGGGUAGCAGGUUGUGCCCACCAGCCCUCAGCUGGCCUGGCCCCUCAGGGAUGGGGCUGUGGGGGGGCUGCUGCUCUCCCCCACGUGGCCAGGCAACGUAUGUGUGUGCAGUGUGUGUGUGUAUGGUUCGUGCCCCCUAGGUUCCCCGCUAACCCCGUCCAGAAAUUUAUUUCUCCUGCCUGGCCCCUCUUCUGGGACCCCCACCGCACGUCCAGGAUUGGCCAAGCAGAGGGCAGACAUAAGGACCAGUAUGGAGCCUAGGGCACCUGCUCUGCUUUACGGGGGGGGGGGGGGGGGGGCAGGAGCUCCCUCCGCCCUGGGAGGGCGGGUCUUGCUCUCUGGGCCUCUGCUUGAGGCCCCGGACCACACCCUCUAAAGCUCCGCCCUCCCAGCCCCGACCCACUGACGUUGUGAAUUGAGGCAGGCCGCCCUGCCCCGCCCCCGGUCACGUGAUUGUGUUGGUGAUUGACCUUGACCUGGUGCUGUGUCCCCCAACCCGGCCCCUGUGGAGGCCCCUUCCAGUGACACUACCUGGGGCUCCGGCCUGGGCCCCACUAGUUCGAGGUUGUUGCUGGGAGCUGCCCUCUCCCACCACAUCUGUACCUUGGAAGCUGCUGCUGCUGCUUACAGAAUUCUAUUUUUUCUUUUGAAGAGUUUUAAGAAGUUGUAACUUUUUGUGUCUUGUCAUGUAAGAAGAUAAAUAAAUAUUCUAAGUAGA